This is a messenger RNA of Arabidopsis lyrata subsp. lyrata, 1901 nucleotides long. RefSeq lists its product as uncharacterized. Lineage: Eukaryota; Viridiplantae; Streptophyta; Magnoliopsida; Brassicales; Brassicaceae. The record is from RefSeq and is a predicted model, not a curated record. Bases 505 to 1014 code for a protein of 169 amino acids. The transcript has 2 exons.
UUAAAUAUAAUUUUCGUAUUUAGUGAAAAAAAGGGGUUUCAAUAUUCGUUUACCAUUUAUUUUAGGCCUGGGAAUCUGAACCGAACCGAUUUGUCCGAACCGAACCGAACCGAGGUUUGGGCAAAUCGGUUCGGUUAUUGUUAAUUGAUCAUAACCGAUCGGUGGGAUUUUAAAAUUGUUUCGGUUAACCGAGAUUUUCGGUUCGGUUUGGGAGAACCGAACGGUUAACCGAGAAAAUUACAACCUAACCAAACUAUGGUAUCUCUUCUCUUCUCCUUCUUCAAAUCUCCUCUUCUUCUUCGAGCUCUUCUCUUUUUCUUCUUCUCCAACUUUGACUGGAGCAAGAUAAGCAAAGAAAAUAACAAUUAAAGACUUCCCAAAACCAUCAACAGAAGAAUCAAGAGACGUCAGAGAUCUAAAGCUAUUAUUCCGGCGCUUGAAGUAGGUCGGAUGUAACCCAUAGAGCUUCAAAUCCGCUUGAAGUUCUCACAUAAACCAGAAACUAUGGAGUAUGAAGAUGAGAGGAGUGAAUACAACACUUCAGAAGUUGAUUGGGGACAAGAAUCUAACCCGUCAUGGAGUGGAGAAGAAGAUUACGACUAUGGCUCUUGGGAAGGAGAAACUAAUUAUAAAAUCAGUCUAGAAGAAGUAGAUGAACGUGAUGAAGAGCCUUGGUAUGAAGAGACGAAUUCAGAAGGUGCUUUCGAAGGAGAAGAAGAAACUGAAUCCCAAUUCAGUUUAGAAGAAGACUUGCCGAAUGGAGAAACUCAAAUCAGUCACGGAGAUGAGGGCUUCAAUCACGAUGGAGAACCAGACCAGUUCGUAGAAUCUUACACACAAGAAAGACCAUGGUGUGAGAUACCAUACUCUUAUCAAGAGGGAGAUCGCCAAGAGGAAACUGAUUCACAAAUCAGUUUAAGGGAAGACGAGUCACAUGGUGUAGAAAUAGAAACAUGGAGUCAUGAGGGUGAAUCUAACUAUGGUGAUCAGCCGGUACCCUAUUCCUUGAAAUGACAUACCUAAAGUAAGCUAUCUCUGUGAGACCAAAAAAACAUUUUUUUGCAUUCACAUAGAACUGAUUGUGACUAAGCAGCUGCAGGACGACUUCUAGGUGCUUCAAAUGGGUCUCCAAGUUAGUGCUAUAGAUUAGCACAUCGUCAAAAAACACCAACACAAAUCUUCUUAGGUGGGGACGGAACAUAUCAUUCAUCACACUUUGGAAUGUUGAGGGGGCGUUAGUAAGCCCAAAGGGCAUCAUUAAGAACUCAUAGUGACCUUGAUGUGUUUUAAAAGCUGUCUUUUCCACAUCACAACUCUUCACUCUAAUCUGAUGGAACCCAGAUUUUAAAUCCAGCUUUGAGAAUACCCUUGCUCCCUUUAAUACAUCCAGUAACUCUUCUAUAACUGGCACUGGAUAUCUAUCUGGUAUGGUGACUUUAUUUAGGGCCCUGUAAUCCACGCAGAACCUCCAGCCUCCAUCCUUUUUCUUCACUAACAUCAUUGGACUGAAGUAAGGGCUGAUACUUGGCUGUAUGACCCGUGUUUCCAACAUCUCAUGUAAAAGUCUCUCUAUCUCAUUCUUCUGUAAGAAGGAGUACCGGUAUGGGCGAUAAUUUAUGGGUGUGGUACCUUCUUGAAGAGUUAUAGCGUGUUCCCUGUUCCUAGCAGCUAGUAAACAUCUUGGCAACUCGAAUACCUUCUUGUAUUUAUCGACCACGACCUUAACCUCUGCCUCAUAAACUCCUCUUUCGUGACUACCUUCCCUCUCGAAGAGUGUAGUCAGCUCCAAUAACUAAACCAUCCCUUGUUUUCUGACUAUUCUCUCCAUGGAGUUUGAAAACACUUGCCCUUUUCUUAAAGUUGGAUACCCUUUGAUAGUUACUCAUUAGUCUCCAAUCUUC